Hyla sarda is the source of this 2617-nucleotide messenger RNA. It is a transcript of the gene TSSC4, whose product is annotated as tumor suppressing subtransferable candidate 4. The transcript has 3 exons. The coding region runs from base 313 to 1218 and encodes 301 amino acids. The record is from RefSeq and is a predicted model, not a curated record. Lineage: Eukaryota; Metazoa; Chordata; Amphibia; Anura; Hylidae.
CGGCGCGGCGGAUAAUGUAGUUUUCCUGUAGGUGGCCUGAAACCCGGGAAUUAGUGACCUCUGACCCCGCGGCAUGGAGGCUGAGCAGAGAGAAGCCAUAAUCGCAGAGCUAAGAGCGAUCCAGAGCAGCACGGACAGUCUGUAAGGUUACAUCCUCCCCCUGAAGUCAGGUCUCUCAGACAACUGGUGGAGUUCACAGAUCCCGAAAAAGGAGAGCUGUCCCAAGCCCAAGACCAGGCAUCUGAUUCUUUGACUGUCUGGAAGAAACUAUUUUCUGCGGCCGGACCACCCUUGCCACCCAGCACUUGAAUAAUGUCUGAAUCAGGAGGAAAAGACAGUCCCUCCAAAGCAUUUAGUGCUUUUGCCCAUGAAUCCCGCAAUGAUCCAGACACCCUCUCACUCAGUGACUCAGACCCUGCUUUGUCAGAUGAAGCAGAGGUGACAUCACUAAGUCCUGGAGAAGAGGAAGAGGACGAUGAAGAAGAACCCGGACAGGAAGGAGAGCAAAAAUCUUCAGCGCUUCCAUUUACCCUAAAGGGAACCAAUGCAAGCUUCUCCCAGCGUAGCUUUGGCAUCUUUGGAGGUCUUCUAGACUUACAGAAGAAUUCACCUCUGACCCAGCAAAAUAGAAAACCUGAGGUGGUAGAUACCUUAGUGGGUGACCUCAAAAGGGAGGAAUCGGAUGUCACAGCUGAGCUAGUCAGUACUGGCAUUGAAGCAGCAGCAAUCAAACCAACCAACAAGGGUUCCACCAGUGCAAAACCAUUGGGUUCCAGUGGACGUCUACCAGAUUAUUUAGCACAUCCAGAGCGCUGGACUAAAUACAGCUUGGAGAACGUCCCCGAUACCAGUGAUCGCACAAACCGCAAUACAGCUCUUAGCUUCCUGAAUGAGCUAAGGCAUCAAAAGGAAGCCAAAGAGGUCCCUAGAGAAACAAGCAAACGCUCAUUCAACCAAGACUCCUCCUGCUCCAACCAAGAGGGAAGAAUUCUGUUUUCCAAGCCCACCAAAAAGGUUCAGCAGAGCAGUGAUAAAGGUGGGCCGCAGCCAGGCCCUCUUGAUAUAUCCGAGAGAUUGUCUGAAGAAGGAACAGACGAGACUGAGGUUCCAGGGGAGCAGACAGAGGCUGAGAACUUAGGGUUCCAUGAAGUUAAAAAACGGGCUAGAAAAAACAUCAGGCCUAAGAAAGUCCAUGAAGAUGAAGGGGACGCUUCAUAGGUUAAAAAUAAUCAUGGGCUGGACUGGGGGUUUUAAGAGAAAACGUCUCCAUCAGGUUAAUUUUUACAUAAUUCAACUAAAUGUGGUAAUGUAAAUGGUCGGUGUAUGUUCUAGUCCCAACCUGGCACCAUCUGCUCAUGGAAGCAAACUCCAGCAAAAGAUACACAGUAAACCGGACUUCAAUAUGGCUUCUCCCAUGAUCUCCACUUUGACGUAUCUCCAGAACCUCCUGAGACAUCUACAUACUUCUGAAGAAAGCCAGCAGCUAUUAUAGUCUUCCCUAGUAAAUUGGGGAUAGUUUUUAGAUUCCGUGGAUGUUUUUCACAUAGAUUUAUUGCAGUGUUUUCCUACCUUGUGUAAUGACUUCUGUGUUUGUUCUCGUCCGUGAUAGAAGAAUGCAUUUAUAAGGAUUGCUUCAUGCAUAUUCAAUUACUUGGUGUUUUAGCUAAAGAAUUUACUAGUCCUCAAGAACUCUUUAAAUUCCUCAUAAAGUAUCUCCUUAAAAAGUACCUGAUAGGGUCCCCUGAUAUGGUGCUGAGUUUUACCACCUAGAAAAGAAAGCAGUGGUGGUUUCUCCCUUUGCCACAUGAGGCAGUCACUCGUUCUUGUUGGCUAAUAAUGAAUUUUUCUGAGAGGGGAGACCUUCACUGGCUGUAGCCUCCAAGUGGCCCCUCUUUCUAAGGGCCCCAUAGAAGCCACAUGAUCUGCCUAUAUGGUAUGUACACCCCCUGACAAAGCUGUUACAUAUCCCUCCCACUGGGACAGGUAGCUUUGUAAGCAGCUUUAGUGAUCUAGCUCUUACAUAAUGUUUACUUGAAUUUCUCUGUAGGACAAGACCUCUACAUGGGUCAAGUAGAGAAUUAGUAUGAACAGUACCCAGCACCUGCCUGUCUGGGUAAGCUUAAAGGGGUACUCUGGCCCUAAUACAUCUUUUCCCCUAUCCAAAUACAUCUUGUCCCCUAGCCGUCACACCCCCUCCCAUAGGCUUGCAUUGAGGGGGCGGAGUCGUGACAUCACGAUACUUCGGCCCCGUGGUCGUCACGCUUCACACAGAAUGGGUGCAAAAUGACAGAUUGCGGGGGUCCCCAGUGGCAGGACCCCCACGAUCAUACAUCUUAUCCCCUAUGCUUUGGAUAGGAGAUGAGAUGUAUUAGGGCCGGAGUACCCCUUUGAUAUCCGCACAUAAAAUUUAGAAAUAACCCAUUAGACAGGUUCCCCCGAAAUAGUGUACCUGGUCAUAUGGCUCUGUGUGUAACAAUAGGAUUGAUGUGUUUGCAAAAGAAAAUAUAUCUAUAUAUGUAUAUGUGUAGAGUUGCAACUUGAGGUUCUUCCUUUUGGUAACUUUUGGUGUAUGUUUUACUAAAACUAAGAUUAAAGGGCAACAAUGGCAACAUCUUAA